Molecule: messenger RNA, 2788 nt
Organism: Clarias gariepinus (North African catfish)
Lineage: Eukaryota; Metazoa; Chordata; Actinopteri; Siluriformes; Clariidae
Gene: pkdcca
Product: protein kinase domain containing, cytoplasmic a
Exons: 7
Coding region: 346-1863 (505 amino acids)
Biological process (GO): protein phosphorylation
Molecular function (GO): ATP binding; non-membrane spanning protein tyrosine kinase activity
Source: RefSeq, a predicted model, not a curated record
UGGGUCGCACCUCGGCGCGCGGGCUUGCCGUUAGCUGGAUGGACGCGUGAGGGGAGACCCUCGAUGCUGCGGGGUCUCGAGCGCGCGCCGACGAGCCAAGUGUCACAGCGAUCAGUCCUAAAAUGGGGUGGAUCUUAAAUCAUAACUGCGAGAUGGAGACGUGAGCGCGUAUAUAGCCUGCGCACGGUAUCACCCGCGAAUGCAGAGAGCCGCGUCUUAGUGUUUCUGUUCCCUUUUCAUAUCUACACAAUUGAGCACCGAGCGGCGAGGCUGCCUCGAGCUGCGAGGCUGCUAGGCGGAGGCAAGCCGAGCUAUUUUCUGCUCGUCAUAAUAAUCACGAACAAGAUGAAGCGGCGGAAAACGGUGCUGGCGGCGGCGUUUUGCUUCUCCUUUUGUCUCGGCACGCUGAUGAACGUGCUGUUUGUGCCCGGCUUCGAGCCGCACCAAAGCCACGCCGCGGCACGACAGCGCUCGUUCACAGAAACGCGUCCGCCUCCGCUUCACCUCGGAGAGCACUUUGCGUCUGUAACCGCACCGAUCCCGGAGUCCAGCAGCGCUGCCGCACUCGGCGAUCUGCGCUUACAGAUACGAGGCAGACUCGGAGAGGUGCUCCGGUACCAGACUGGGGACGAAGACGACGCCGCUCGCCCGCUCGAACGCAGACGGCUGAUGGAUCUCGAGCGCGCGGAGAGAACCGAGCACGCGGAUCAGGCGCGCGGUAACGCGGCCGGGCGGCGGGCUGAUGCACGCGUGUCAGGCGGGGCGCUCGGGUGCGCGGCACUGCAGAGAGCCAGCAGUGUGCAGUUUGUGGGCUCGGGCUACACCAAAGCUGUGUACCGAGCGGAGCUGAACGCCAGCUUCUCCGUGGCUCUCAAAUCCGUGGAUCUCAACGGUCACGACAUGGAGAGCUGCGUGAAAAGGUACAGCUCAGCUGAGGACUGUUACAGACUCGCUUCGUUCAAGAUCAUCAAGGAGAUGACACUGAUGGAGAGGCUGCAGCAUCCCAACAUCCUUAAGCUGUAUGGCUACUGCUACCAGGACAGCAACGAUAUCAAGGACACGGUGACAGCUAUCACGGAGCUGGGCAGCCCUCUAGAGAUGAUCCAGUUGCUGCAGACACCCUGGGAAGAGCGGUUUCGAAUUUGCCUAAGUCUGGCACGUCUGCUGCACUACCUGGCGCACUCGCCGCUCGGCUCGCUCACGUUGCUGGACUUCAGGCCCAGGCAGUUUGUACUGGUGGAUGGAGAGCUAAAGGUGACCGACCUCGACGACGCCAGUGUGGAGGACACACCAUGCUCAGCCUCUUCACCCUCUGACUGCCUCCUCGAAUUCCCUGCGCGCAACUUUACCCUCCCGUGCAGCAACGGCUUCUGCCAGGGUAUUAACGAGAAGAGAAAUAUAUACAACGCUUACAGGUUUUUCUUCACCUACCUGCUCCCUCACAGUGCUCCCUCAGCCCUGAGACCUCUCCUCGCCAACAUCGUCAACUCUACAGGGGAGCUUCUCUGGAACACAGAUGAGACUCUAGCUCACUUGGAAAAGGUGUUGGAGAUGUAUAGGAAUGGCGAUUACCUUUUUAAUGACACACACAUAAACAAAAUAAAAUAUAAACAGGUAGAAGAUGUGUCUAUACCAGGAGAGAACUACCGCUGCUGGCCGUCCUAUCAGCACGACAGAUGCAUGCUGUCUGUCUACAAUGUCGACGAGGCCAUCGGUGUGUGCGAGAGCCACGUACAGUGCAGAGCCUUCAUCAUGACCAACCAGAGCACUUGGACAGGCCACCAGCUUGUGCUCUUCAAGACGGGUUUGUCCACCAUGGCUCCAGAUAAAGGAAAGCUAGCAUAUGUUCGGCAGGACAGCUGAGACAGAGACAGGACGAGGAAGAGCCACGGUCUCGUUGCGUUCUCACACUGCGAUUGUAACGAGGACGGUUGGGUCGAGUCAACCUCGCGGCGCUCCGUCCAUCUAGACACUUUUAAAAAAUUAUUUAUUCUAUAUUCACGAGGACCCUGAACACAUUGAGACCUGAUUAAGUGCAAUGCAGUGGAUCGCUUGUCUGCGAUUAAUACUUUAUUGUGAAUGUUGAAAAGUCAUUUCUACCUGGUUAGGUCCUGGACCUUCGAAACAUCCUCAAUCCUCAAGACAUGCAGCAAUCAGGAAGCCAUUCUUUCACUUAUUCGUUUCCCCAAUUCACAAAUCCUUCUGUCCUUUUUAUUUGGUAUCACGUCAGGUGUCACGUUCAGGACUCAGGUAUGUCUAAUCUCCUCCGUUAGUUCAGAUGAACACAGGGUCUUUGUAGCGAUGUGUAGCGAUGGUUAAGCAUCACAUGAACACAUGUUACAGCCAUAUUUUCAAGCAAAUAUUCAGAUGGUGCAAGAACGACAGGUCAAGUUUACUGUAAAAUGAAGAAAGUUUAAAUGUGUGGGGGUUUUUUGUGACUAUGACAUUACUGUUGUGUGCGUGCAUUGGCAAAGUGUCAUGAUCAGAUGGAAAAUGAAUCGCAGCUGUGUAUGUCUUACACGGAGAAGAUCCAAAUCCACACCUGCACUCUGUGUGACUCCUUGUUCAUUACAAGGUGAUCUCGCCCCCCCUUCAACCUUUAUGAAUUUCCCAAGGAAAUGUGAAGCCAAACUUUUACUUGUCAUGUGAAGGAUUAAAUGAGUCUUUGCUUUCAGGGAAAGCAAUUCAAAUGAAGCUGAAUUAGAUUCCUAACAAUGUAGUGUAUAUAAUGACAAUUGUGAUAAAAGCAAUAUUUUUGUAUAAAAAAAUAUGGAAGUCUUGAGGCUCA